Cynoglossus semilaevis (tongue sole) is the source of this 2854-nucleotide messenger RNA. It is a transcript of the gene oxct1a, whose product is annotated as 3-oxoacid CoA transferase 1a. Gene Ontology annotation, cellular component: mitochondrion. The record is from RefSeq and is a predicted model, not a curated record. Gene Ontology annotation, biological process: ketone body catabolic process. NCBI's taxonomy places the organism in Eukaryota, Metazoa, Chordata, Actinopteri, Pleuronectiformes, Cynoglossidae. The coding region runs from base 134 to 1708 and encodes 524 amino acids. Gene Ontology annotation, molecular function: succinyl-CoA:3-oxo-acid CoA-transferase activity. The transcript has 18 exons.
AUUUUAGUCACUGUUACGCGGUUAAACAACAAUGACAGGGAGGAUGAAGGACACAAGUCAUUGAGGAGUUUUCACUCGGCACGGCUGUUAAAGACCAACACCAGCACCGACACCACAACCCCUGCUCCAAAAGAUGGCGGCCCUUAGAGCUUUGUGCAGAGCUGAACGUUUGCUAAUGAAAAACCUCACAAGAUCAUGCAGAAUUAACGCAAACAUCCAGUUGGGCAAGACUUGUGGCUGUUACUUCUCUACCUCCAGUCAGAGAUGCUCGCAAUUCUACUCUGAUCCAAAAGAAGCAGUGAAAGACAUACCCAAUGGUGCUACUAUUCUGGUGGGAGGCUUUGGAUUAUGUGGAAUCCCGGAGAAUCUUAUCAACAGUCUACUGAAGACAGGUGUGAAGGGUCUCACUGCUGUCAGUAACAAUGCCGGUGUGGACAACUUUGGCCUGGGCCUGUUGCUCCAGACCAAGCAGAUAAAGAGAAUGAUCUCUUCGUAUGUCGGAGAAAAUGCAGAGUUUGAACGACAAUAUCUGUCAGGGGAGUUGGAAGUAGAGCUGACGCCGCAGGGAACUCUUGCGGAGAGGAUCAGGGCCGGCGGAGCUGGAGUUCCUGCCUUUUUCACAGCCACUGGCUACGGCACGCUGAUCCAGGAGGGAGGCUCUCCAAUCAAGUACAACAACGAUGGAAGCAUUGCCAUUGCCAGUGAGCAGAGAGAGGUGCGAGAAUUCAAUGGCAGAUAUUUCAUCAUGGAAAAGGCCAUCACUGGGGACUUUGCCCUGAUCAAAGCAUGGAAAGCUGACAGAGCCGGAAACAUUGUUUUCAGAAAAACAGCUAGAAACUUCAAUCAACCCAUGUGCAAGGCAGCAAAGGUCACCAUAGUGGAGGUGGAGGAGGUUGUGGAUGUUGGGACAUUUGCUGCAGAAGACAUCCACAUACCCAGCAUCUAUGUCCACAGGGUCGUCCAAGGAGCCAGUUAUGAGAAAAGGAUUGAGAAACGAACAGUGAGAAAAAGUCAAGAACAGAAACCCAAACCAAGGAAGGACUCGGACAUUGUUCGGGAGAGAAUCAUUCGCAGAGCAGCUUUGGAGUUUGAGGAUGGAAUGUAUGCAAACCUUGGCAUUGGCAUCCCCAUGUUGGCCAGCAACUUCAUAAAACCAGAUAUCACUGUACACCUGCAAAGUGAAAAUGGGAUUUUAGGCCUGGGGCCUUACCCAACAGAGGAUGCCGUGGAUCCAGACCUGAUUAAUGCUGGAAAGGAAACGGUCACAGUGCUCCCUGGUGCAGCCUAUUUCUCCAGUGAUGACUCUUUUGCCAUGAUCAGAGGCGGUCACAUAAACCUGACAAUGCUGGGAGCCAUGCAAGUGUCAAAAUUUGGAGACCUAGCCAACUGGAUGAUUCCUGGUAAGAUGGUGAAGGGCAUGGGAGGAGCUAUGGAUUUGGUGGCCAGUGCUGGAACAAAGGUGGUGGUCACCAUGGAACACUCAGCUAAGGGAGGAAAACACAAAAUUUUGGACAAAUGCAGUCUGCCUUUGACGGGCAAACAGUGCGUGGAUCGUAUUAUCACAGAAAAGGCUGUAUUUGAUGUGGACAAGACAAAAGGUCUCACUCUGAUAGAAGUCCAUGAGGGGCUCACUCCUGAGGAUAUUAAGGCUUGCACUGGCACAGACUUUGAGGUCUCCCCCAAUUUGAGGCCAAUGCAGCAAAUCUGAAGGAGCCGCAAAGGAUUUGAGUUGUGUUUCUGGUUUGUGUCACUCAGUUCUGUGAUCAACAACAACAACAACAACAUAAAGCAGCCUAUAAUGGUCACAUACGCUUGUAAACCAAAAUGUAUUUUGUCUUUAUUUAAUUAUUUUAUUCUUAGAAAUGUAAUUAAUACUGAAAAGUAAAGUAAAAUAAAAUGAAACCAAGGUUUAAUGUGAUAAACGAAUGCACGCAUUGAGCCGAUCUCACAGGUUAGUCGUUGCCACAGUCGACAGAAGUGCAAGUGUGUGGUUUAUACUCUGAUUGUGCCACUAAAGUUUAGUGGUUGGUUGGUUCAGUUUAGUUAUAUACGAUAACUCAUUGUAUUAUGACAAACUAAUAAGCAGUAUCAUUGUGUCUCUCUUAGUUCUCCUACUGUUUCUGUUUUAUUUGUGUCAGAGCAGAGUUGAUCAGCAAUCCAUCCAUUUCACUCAGACAACAGAUGUUACUUCGCCUCCUGUAUGAAGUCUGUAUUACAUUAUUUUGUGUUUAAACCAAACAAAUGUUCAGUGUCUCCUUGUGUACAAUCAAUUUUUGUUCCUUUGUAUAGACUUAAUCUCUUUAUAUCAGAUGAAAAAAACACAAAGGUUUGAGUGUAAAGCUUUUUGACAUGUACAUGUGUCUGACAUGGCCUCCUGUGUCUGAAUGUUGGAUUUAACAUUUACGUUCAUGCCGAAGUCAUCGUCACCACUACAGGGUCGUUACAUAACUGACAAAUUCAGCCGGUGGGGAUUUGGUUUCCAGAAGAUCAGAGUGAUUGUCAGGCAGAAAGAUGGAAGAAAGUGACAGUCGCCACCAGUUUAUUGAAUCAACCAAGGGCGGUGACUGAAGCGCUGUACUUUUACAGCAUAUUUAUGAAACGUAAUGUUUCACCAAAAAAAGCUUGACUGGCUCAUACAGUUCAUGAUUGCCUUUUACAGAGGACAAAGUGACACGCAGAGGCAGAUGUGAUGAGCAGACAGGUUUAACUUGCUAAGAGGAAGAAGUCAACCCGACAUACUAUGUCACUGCUACUAUCAAUCGGGAAAAAUAUCAAGAAUAUUUAGGAAUUUUUGAAAUUCAGGAAGGAAGUUUAAACAAUUACACAAACUGCAAAUAAACGUUGUGGAAAAAAA